This is a messenger RNA of Pseudo-nitzschia multistriata, 2179 nucleotides long. The record is from the annotation of a GenBank genome assembly. Lineage: Eukaryota; Bacillariophyta; Bacillariophyceae; Bacillariales; Bacillariaceae.
AAAACAACACUCCUCAGAAGAGGAAAAAUAGGUUUCACUUUGUAGCUUAUUGGCGAGCAGAUCUGUCAUGCCUUCCGCAUUCCGGCGGUCUGGAGGAUCCAACAAACGGAGGGUCUUACCCUCCGGAAUUGCCGAAUCGGCUAUACCGAACGGCCCAUUGACUUCUUCCCAGUCCUCGAGCGGUACUCAGAACACGACCAGAUCAUCGAUCCGGCCCCUUCUCAGAGGCGUCAAGCCGUGGCAGGGUGGCUCCUACCUGACGUCUGUGGGUUUGAACGACUUGGACAACAUUCUGGGGGGAGGGCAAGUUCUCGGAACAAGCAUCCUACUUGAAGAAGAUCGAUUGUGGACGAGAGAUCUAGCRAUCACAUUGGUAAAAUACUGGUGUGCUGAGGUAUGUUUCUUUUUUGUUUCMGUUUGUCAAUAGUUUUGCUGCCUUUUCUCCUUACAGGAUGUAAUACUGUAGACAGCUUCAUGAUGCACUGUAAAUUAUGGCACAUGAUGUACUGCGUUUACAUGUGACAAACCACCCCCUCAUAUUGAUUCUACCGUACCAUUCAUGCAUCCUUCUCUGCUUUUAGGCCAUAUCGCAAGACCAGCUCUUGCUCGCCCCUACAUUUUCGACAAGUAUCCUGUUGAAGGACGACGAUGACGAGAAUGCGUCCUUGUCCUUCUUGUUUGGGGACGAUAAUUGUUUGGAGGACGGGGAUCAGCCCUCCAACCAUUCGAGAGAAGAACUUCACGACUUGCUCUCGUCGCUGCCWCGGAAUCUCCAUUGGGAUAAGCAAAAGAAAAAGCAAGAGAAGGCAAAACGAGAGCAAGAGGCAUCAAACAACGCUACCGAUAUCACCAGCACGCUUGGCUCUAUGAACCUCGAACCCAUUGCGAUUCUCGAAGAAGACGAGGAGGACGAAGAAAAAGAAGCCGAUGACGGGCUACAAGUUGCCUGGCAGUACAAAACGUCUGUGCAGCAGGAACGUCUAGCGAAAUCGAAAUCCAACACGGCUACUGCAUCUGUCGCAACAAACGUUUUUUCCCAUUCSUACGACCUCUCCGCAAGAAUGAUGGAUCAAACUAAAUUGGAUUUAUCARCCUAUAUUGUCCCUCUGUCUCUGACAACYGGGACCAACGACAGCAGCCGCCAAAAUAAGGGCUACAGCUUCUUCUGCGAGCUGGUUCAUAUGCUGAAAGAACGGAUGGCAACGAAUAAUGAGAAGGCAGUUCGUCUAUUGCUCUACCACCCUCCAUUGGAAUUGCUGCUAAUUGCACUGCCUCUCUUCCUCGCACAUAUUCGGAAGGAGUCAUUGCCGGUUGUGAUUAUGAUUUGUACCACGCCUUCGGCGGAUGUGAAAUCUAGGRUUGGACUAUCUCGUGCUUGCGACGUUGUGCUGUCCACGGAGGGUUUUGCCUCGCGAAAAGAAUAUCCACCUCCGCCCGAGUUUCGCCACUUGCAAGGUGUCCUGAAAAUCUCGAAAACUACCCGCAAGCGAAUUGAAAUGGCCGCAGCGAUUUAUGGAUUCAAGCGAGACCGCCGGAAACUUCACAUUCCGCUCUUACACAUACCGCCCGAAGACUAUGCUGAGGGUGGAGGAAGCGUUACCGGUGGAGUUCGUUCGGGAGCUGGUAGACCAGUAGACAGUAAACCUGGUAAAACAAGCAGUGGUGGAAUGGGUUGUUCUUCGAACAUGUCGGGAUCUCUCCUUGACUUUUAAAAUGGUAAGUUUGCCUUUCGUCUCGAUAGCGAAUAAUUUUGYGUGUUUUUCUGUUGUUUUGAUGCGUGUGUGUGUAAACAAGAAUCGAUCACUAGGCGUUGCCCGGGGCUGCUAUAUGUCAUUCUUUCAUCGGCAAAACGUCGAUGGCGGGGUGGGAUCCCAUGAGUUCCAACGUACAAAAGUGCGAAGGGUGUCACGGUUUUCGAAGAGAAACAAAUACCGACGUUUUAACCCAACUUAGUCAGUCUUUCCAGUGGGCUAUGAUUGGACCUGUCUGUCGGGACAAUUUCAUGCAAACUUGAAGUCAAAGCUACGCGAUGUUUAUACUCACACAAUCAAUGUUUCCCGUAUCGUACGACUAAUGUGGCUACAGAUUACYAUCUAAUCCAUAAAAAGGAAAUUCUCUCUGAAGUUUGAAGGGCUGUAUUGAGGCUUGUGGAAGUGAUUAAUAUAGUAGUUUUAAAGAC